AUGCAUCUACCAUUCCUACUUCUAUUCCUUCUGGCCUUCACCGGCUCUCAAGGCCUUCACAGAGACUGCAAGGAUCCCAUUGACCCAGGUCGUGGCAGAGCAGCCUUCCGGCGGUUUGCCUACGAUGCGGAUGCCAAGGGGUGUCGUUCCUUCAUCUGGGGCGGUUGUAAUGCCAACAAGAAUAACUUUGAGACGCUGGAGGAGUGCCAAGCCAAGUGCGAGCAUGGCCGUCCCCAAUGCUCCAUCGCCUAG
This is a messenger RNA of Echinococcus granulosus, 252 nucleotides long. Its product is annotated as Trypsin inhibitor. The coding region runs from base 1 to 252 and encodes 83 amino acids. The transcript has 2 exons. Lineage: Eukaryota; Metazoa; Platyhelminthes; Cestoda; Cyclophyllidea; Taeniidae. The record is from RefSeq and is a predicted model, not a curated record. Gene Ontology annotation, molecular function: serine-type endopeptidase inhibitor activity.